Chelmon rostratus (copperband butterflyfish) is the source of this 6832-nucleotide messenger RNA. RefSeq names its product IKAROS family zinc finger 2 (gene ikzf2). The record is from RefSeq and is a predicted model, not a curated record. Gene Ontology annotation, biological process: regulation of transcription by RNA polymerase II. Gene Ontology annotation, molecular function: RNA polymerase II cis-regulatory region sequence-specific DNA binding; DNA-binding transcription factor activity. NCBI's taxonomy places the organism in Eukaryota, Metazoa, Chordata, Actinopteri, Chaetodontiformes, Chaetodontidae. The transcript has 9 exons. Bases 705 to 2267 code for a protein of 520 amino acids.
CCCACAGGGAUGUAACCUGCUGCAGCCUCGGGAUAAUAAGAGGCCCCCUUGUAACCUAAUCGAUCGUCGAGCAGAGAGGCAGACCGGGUCCGCGCUCUGCGAUCGGCUUCUCUGUGGCAGACCAACUUCCCAGAAUAGCAACUCGGGCGCGUUGUCUGCUGCUCUGCUCUGCUCUGGAGGAGGAGAUGGAGGACGAAGUCAGCGGUGGAUUUAACAACUGUUGCUUUUGCUGCUGCUGCUGCGGAACCAAACUGGCGCUCAGUCCGCGCUGCGUGGCGCACGUCGGGCUAGAAUGAAGCCUUUGCCAAGCCGAGACACUCAGCCGGGAACAGUACUGUGCAAGUUGAGGGGAUUACAUAAACUCCUCCGUGUUUAAGGUAAACGAAACAGGGCAGCGAGAGAGACAUUGGGUGCAUGCAUCGGGUUUCCUGUGUUAACUAAUCAUUCCGUCGCCGCUUCCAUCGAGCCGCUCAGUGUUGCUCGACUGUCGGCAGGCUGCAGGCGCUUCAGAGCUGCUGGAGGCGCAUGUCUGCGGCAAAGGCAGACAAGCGGCGUCUGUCUGAUGAGUGGAAAGCCAGACGGGCUCUGCUGUAGACUGCAGGGAGGUGGAGACAACUUACCACCCCCUCCCUCCGUCCUUGACUGAAAUUACCAACUAAUUUUGCACAGGGGAGACGCUUGAAGCACUCCCUGCAGCACUUGAAAUGGAGGCUCCUGAUGGCUACUGUGCUAGUAACGGCCAAUGCUCUCCCGGUGAGGAGAACUCGAGAAUGUUGGCGGAUAUGUCAACGCCUAAUGGACAGAUGGUUCCUCAGGGUCCUAAUUCCCCCACCGAACUGGCAAUUAAGCAAGAGGAAGAAACAGCGGAGGAGGCUGACAACAGAAGCCCGGCACUUGAAGAAAUAGGCCAAACAGGGGAGGAAGAAGUAGCAGUGGAGGAAUCCAUGACUGGCAGCCCGAACAAUGUGCAGGAUGAAUUAUCAGGGCCGAAUGUGACAGCUGAUGCAGGAAAUCGACAACCACACGGUGACAGGCCGUUCCAGUGCAACCAGUGCGGCGUCUCGUUCACCCAGAAGGGAAACCUGCUGCGACACAUUAAGCUGCACACAGGCGAGAAACCCUUCAAAUGCCCCUUCUGCAACUACGCCUGCCGGCGGCGCGAUGCCCUCACCGGUCAUUUGCGCACUCAUGCUGUUGGCAAACCACACAAGUGCAACUACUGUGGCCGGAGCUACAAACAGCGCACUUCUCUAGAGGAACAUAAAGAGCGCUGCCACAGUUACCUGCAGGGCAUCGGCUUGGAUCCGACCACCAACACUGGUCCUUACACAGGUGAGGUUCCCGCAGAGCCGAGGACCAUGGCGGAGGCCAACACCAUGGCCGCGUUUGAUCGACCGCCCGUUAUUGAAAGGCUGCACAACAACGUGGGCAAGAGGAAGAGCACCACGCCCCAGAAAUUUGUGGGUGAAAAGAUGUUACGCUACAGCUACCCUGAAGUAGGCUAUGAGAUGGGCCUUAAGUAUGAGAAGCAGGCAGAACUGUUGCCAGCCCACAUGAUGGACCAGGCCAUCAAUAAUGCCAUCACAUACCUUGGAUCAGAGACCCUUCGGCCCAUGCUCCACCAUCCAGGUCCCCCUCUCUCCAUGGCGGAGGUGGUGCCCAUGGUCAACCCCCUCUUCCACCAUGUCCUGCCACUGGCCCAACGAACAGAGCGUCUAAGAAACUGUGACACCCUGCCACCUCAGCCCCAUGACUUCCCCAGUCACCCCUCCACAAACGGCCCCGCUGCCUCAAACCGGCAGGUCAAGCCGCCCCAAAAAGGGCAAGAGGAAUCUCCCAACAACAGUGGACUCGACUCUGCUGACUCGGCUCGCAGCAGCCCUCAAGAGAGGCAGGGCAACCACGGCAGCAACCCCCCUUCCGGCCUCAGGUCCCGGGGUAGUCCAGCGGUGAUCUAUUCAGGUGAGCGGGUGACAGAAGCGUCGCCCAGAAGCGGGGCAGGAAUGGGGACAGGGAUAAUGCGAGUGGCCAUGGAGAGGCCCGCGAGCCAGGGAGGGGUGCAGGUGUUCGGACGAGAGGGCCAGGAGCUGCGGGCCUUCCAGUGCGAGCACUGUCGGGUGCUCUUCCUGGACCAUGUCAUGUACACCAUCCACAUGGGUUGCCACGGAUACAGAGAUCCACUGGAGUGCAACAUUUGUGGUCACCGCAGCAAAGACCGCUACGAGUUCUCCUCUCACAUAGUCCGCGGUGAACACACCUUCCAUUAAGAGGAUGGGCAGGAAUGAAGGGAAAGGAGCAAUAGCCUGAUAUCCGUCCUUAUCCCCAGACCUCUGAGACUGCGCAGUUGAAUGGCACUGUAGACAAGUGUAGCACAAUCAUAGCAUAGACUUCUUUUUAAGCUACUUAUUGUGAAUCUGAACAGUUGAACAAUCAUAUGAAGGUACGGGCCAAAGACACAUUUUUCUACAUAUUAAAUUAAGAUUAAUGUAGAGGAAGGAAGGUAAGUUUUUUUUUUUCUCUCUCUCUCUCUCAAAAUGUUGAAUUGUAUAACAGAGCAGCUGUCAGACGACUUUGACUAGUUUUUCGUUUCAGUUUUAUUUGGAAAUGUCUCCUUUUGUGCUUGUCCUGUGCUCCUUUUUUCUAUUAUUUUACAGAAAUGAUAUAUUGAAAUAUGAGAACAUGUUCUUGCCUUGCGAACUAAGUGAACCAGAUGGGGGAAAAAAAAGUUUCAGCUCCACCAGACAGAAUGUCACAGUUACAGCUGAUGACAGUAGUAAAGGCUUCAGGUAGUCUUAACUCAACUAAAGAAAUACUAUCAGUCAUGAAUUCUUAAAUAGACAUACUGGAUCCUUGCAGUUUUCCUCUUUCUUCUUUAUGACAUUGCUGUGGCUGAUAAUCCUCAUGCUGGUGUCCAUUUGAGCUUGAUUUCCAGUGGUGUGGUUGUCUGCAAGGUCUCUGUAGCUAUAGACAUUUGAACAGCCAUGCCAUCACCUUCAGUAUUUUGACCUGCUUUGGUAUUGCCGUGCAUAACAGCGUCAUUUUUAAUCAAUUAGCAAACAUAGCUCAAUACCAUGCAUUUAAAAAUAAACCAUUUGAAAUUACACCAGACUUUACCAUUGACCCCCACCAAUGUUAACAACAACAAAUGCAUGUUUUGAGACUUUUAUUCCCGUUGUCCCUUAAAUAUAAGUUGAGUGCAACUUGAAAUGGCAGAUGAAUGUCGGUAAACACAAAUAAAAACUAGAUGUACGGAGGUAUAUCCCAAUUUGUAUAAAUGAUGGUAAUCACAAAUGCAUUAUCCCUUCCACAAACACAUACUAGCAAAAAGACGUUACAUAUAGACUAGGCUACACAUUGCAUUCAAAAUGAUUCUUGCCUAUAUUAAUACCUCAUUUGCAAGGAUGAUGCUAAAGCUAAUGCUAACUGUCUAAAAAGGCCACAUAGAUGGGUGAUAGCGGAAAGCUACUUCCUAACAACCACGUUGUGGGAUUCAGCCGGUGUGAUAGCCUUCACUCAUAAAAGUGGGCUGAUAUUAGGGUGUAUAAUAGAGCUGUUUUUUCACUGCCACAGUGCAGUAUGUUAGCAGACGAAACUAGCAGUGCUAGCUAGCAAGCUAAAUAACUUAGUUUUUACUUAGACCACCCACAUUUUUUUAUGUCAUCAGUGGCGGGUGAAGCACUCGAGUGUCACUACCUGCACAGAAGAAGAACACCACUAGCUUCCUGUUGCUGGCGUGCAGAUUUUCUCAUUUUAAAACAGGUCCAUACAACUCAGCUCAGACAGUCUGAAAGAUGAUACCCAUUCGACAUUACUUUAUUCUUUGAAAAAGGCACUGACUCAUACACCAGAUUGUAGAACACUUAGAAAAAUAUGUCUUCUCAUGGAAAUUUUGUGAGUCUUCCGCCACAAAUGUAAUCAAAUCCACAUGCAGAUUUUACAAUUUGUACUUAAAUGAAAAAAACCUUUAUUUCCACAAGAACAUCUCCAAUACAGAUGUUCUUAGUCCUAUUGUUCUUAGGUUUUAAUUUAUGUUUGGAGCCAUUAAUAUAUAAAAAUAAAAUGAAAAUAAUAUACAGUUAAAAUUCUCAUUUAUAAAUCUCUUUAUUUCUAUCUCACUUGUAUUGGAACAUGCUUCUCUCCGUAGUAAUCAGCCUCUAUUCAGCUUGACUGACAAGUUAGAACUAUUGAUCAUCAAGAGAAUCCACAGUGAAAGGAAAAACAAGUACAGAAAGGGUAGCCUGAUGGUUUUGUCAGCCCUGUGACCUUAAAAAGUUCAGUUCAUGGCCAUCUUUUUCAUCGACUUUUUCUUUUCUGAGCAGCACAGCUAACGCAUCCUCCACACAAAUAACUGGCCAUUUGUGUCUUUCCCCGGUCUUAUAAAGAAUUGUUAGAUCCUGGUGGCUUUGAGGGCACAGAUUCCUAAAAAAUGCAGAUCUGUUUUUGUUUUGAUGAGUUAAAAAUCUAGAAGUCGCUCAACCUCCCGGCAGGAGUAACGAUGCCUAAUUGCAAUGGAUACCGAAGGGGUAAAGGAGGCUUAGGAUUCGGCAUGGGUCGCUCUUCUCUGAUGUACCUCACUUCAUGCUUUAGGCCCAUCUUUUUGAUCUAAUCCACUUAGCUAUUAAGGCUGGAUGACUGCGUGUGCUUGUGUGAGUGUGUUUAGUAUACGUGUUGUGCGUUUCUCUUCAGUGCUUUUGGUACGGGGUCAGCUGGGGUCUGCAUUAUUGAUCCUGUUUUCCAGCUACAUACGUGUGGUUUCAAUGCCAUCUUAUUUGAAUGUCACGAAAAAUACACAAAAACAUUACAAACUCUGCACAAAAUCAUCUGGGGAUCUUAAAAUGUUGAGUACCUUUGCAUUAAACACAGCUGAAUGCCUUCAGUUUACUGCAUUAUGGGAAUAGAGGGGAUUCUUGAUGUGUGCGAUGGGCAUUUGCCAUGUUUUUGUUUCUCCUACUGUAGUAUUCACCAACACUCACCAACAUCAUCUCAAGCACACACACACUAAUAAUGUCCUUCACGCUUCCUCUCUGUCUGAAUGUCACUCUUUGCAUUCCCAUAAUGCCACCACAUUCAUGGAUGACCUUGCACAGAGGUGGUGGAGAACGAGACAGCUUGAACAAGAGGAAGAGUGAGGAAGAGGAGUGUGGUUGCCGCAUGGUACUACUCUGAAAAUGUAGCAUUCCAAGUCACCUCUGUAAACCUGCUCUAACGUGAAAAGCUCAUGUAUGCAAAGUUAAAAUGGAAAGUCCAGAUCUCUAGUCCAUCAUCUGCAGUAUGUUGUAGGAUGACAGAUUUUAAGGCCAGCUGCAGCUCUCUCCAUGUGAAAGGACUCAGAUAAGACUGUGCUUUGUACGGUCGGCCAUGCACUUUAUGUCCAUGCCCUGACACCAGGCAGCCUUGUUGUUGUUGUUGUUUUUUCCCACCUAGUUGUUAUAUUGAAGUGUAGGUAGAGUGAAAAACAAUCGAUUAGCCUUUUCUCUGAAAGGACAACAUAGGAGAGACUCCAUGUAGGUGUUGCGAAGCUGUCUGAUGAAGUUUUUUUUAUUGUAAUAGUACUUACAAGAAGUUUGGCAUUACUAGCUUCGCACUGGUCAACAUCCUAAACAGUUGAUUUUUCUCUACAGUUAAACUCAGUGAUUUUCUCCUCUGUGUUCAGUGUCUACUUGUUACCAAAAGGCAGCUUUUUCUCUGUUUACAUGUUGCUUCUCUUAUGCGCAACUGGUGCCCAGCCAGCAUAAAAACUUACUGUGUGUAAAGUAUUGGCACUGGAAAUUGUUUACACCUCGCAGCUGUGAUAUUGACUCGAUACAUUCCUCUAUUAUAUCAUUCCUGUAUAUAUUCAUUAUCUGAAGCCUUAUCGAUUGAGACAGGGGUCCUCCUAAAACAACAUAUCCUUUUAAUGAUCCCAUGACCAAAUGUUAGUUAAAGCUACUCUCAUUGUUCUUCUUUAAUCCCCUUCUGAAGGAAUGCAAAUAGACAGACCGCAACUAAAUAAAGCAUAAACAGGGCAUAAAAUAUGACAAGAUAUUAAAAUUAAAUGUUAUUUUCUCAGUUUUCGUUUGUUCUCCAGGUUGCAUUUGGUCAGAUUUUAGGGCACAGACAUGUUUUUUUUUUUUCUCUUGUUCUCAUAUUAAUGUAAUAAGGACAGCCUUACUUGUACACAAAUUAUUUCAAUGAAACAGCCAUAUGAACAAAAAAAGGUGAGAAAAAAAAGGUCUUCUGUCAGCCCUCCCUGUGAGUGAGGAGUUUACUUGAAAAUCUAAAUCAUUGCUAUUGUUUCAGAUUGCGGGGAUGUUUUUGUAAAUUUUGAAAACGCGUGUGCUAAAUGUCUAUUUUUCUGCUGAAAUGUUAAUGCAACUAGUUUUGUGAACUUUUGCGUGUGUGGUUUUUUUUUUAAUUUUAAAAAUGUUUACAAAAAUGUAAAAGACUGGGUUCAGGUGAAUUGUAUUUUUUAAGGAAUAAUAUAUGAAAGGUGUAUAUUUUGGCACUGAAUAUUGAAAUUAUUCAGAUUUGUGUGCUGGCCGAUCAUCUCUGACAUUGAUAACAACUUUCUGAUGUGAGGGCUCUCAGGUAUUUGCAUAGGUUGUGUAUUUUUAUGUCCUAAAAUAUGUGAUUUAUUUAUCAAAAAAAAAAAAAAAAAAGAUGCGCAGUUAUUGAAUUUCUUGGUAAUUUCUCAUGACUUCAAUCAGUCCAACACUGAAUGUGGUAAAGGAAGUUGGAGUAUUGCUCAGCCCUGUUUUUGACAUCAGUGACAUUACAUGAAGACACACUGCUGUGAAGAAUACAAUGUAUAUUUUUAAGGCAUGGGUUUCUCUCUAUUAAAGAAAUGAUUUUA